Molecule: messenger RNA, 970 nt
Organism: Hyposmocoma kahamanoa
Lineage: Eukaryota; Metazoa; Arthropoda; Insecta; Lepidoptera; Cosmopterigidae
Exons: 2
Coding region: 79-516 (145 amino acids)
Biological process (GO): DNA integration
Molecular function (GO): nucleic acid binding
Source: RefSeq, a predicted model, not a curated record
GGCGCAUUAUUCACUUGUCUAACUACGCGCGCGGUGCAUUUAGAACUCGCCGCGUCAUUGACCACGGAUUCGGCAAUAAUGGCCUUGCGCAGAAUGGCCGCACGACGCGGCUGGCCGCGAGUUAUAUACAGCGAUAACGGGACAAACUUAAGAGGCGCUGAUGCCGAGCUACGAGCAGCUAUGAGGGAAUGGGAGCCCGAGCUCCGCGAAUUUGCAUUAACGCAGCGCGUGGACUGGCGAUAUAUCGACCCCGGCGCGCCGAACCAAGGGGGCGCGUGGGAACGAUUAGUGCGGUCGGUAAAAACUGCGUUAUCAGUCACCUUACACGAUAGAGCGCCGAAAGAGGAAGUUUUGUUGACCUUGCUCGCGGAAGCAGAAUAUACUAUAAACGCGCGUCCGCUUACUCACGUAUCGGUAGAUCCGGCCGAGCCCGAAGCGCUCACACCAAACCACUUCUUGCUUGGGCAACCGAACGUACUGCCCAUUAACGGAACGUAUGGCCGCGCGGGGAAGUAGUCAAAAUCUACCCGGGCCCCGACGGCACAGUUAGGAGCGUAGAAGUUAGGACACGGGGUGGUGUUUUUAGGCGUCCGGCGCGUAAGUUGGCCGUCCUCCCUAAGUGAUUAGGCUAGGUUUUGUUUUGUUUUAUUUAAAAAUAGGGAUAAGAUUUGUUUUUAUUUACACGUAGGAUAAGUUUUGAGUUGAUUGUUUACUGCCUAGAUCGUUUGUUUUUCUUUAUUUCUAUUUUAUUCUUUUUAUUGUUUACCUAGCCUUAGCUCGUAAGACUACGCUGAGGGGAGAAUGUUACGGACGGCCGUGCGCGCCUGGCCGGUCAGAGCUGAAGUUCAGACGAGAAUGAUUAAUUCAAGAGCUCUGAUUGGCCGAGCGGCGUAGCGACCCAUUGAUAGGACCGGCACGAUGUGGGAGACAUCGUGCCGGUAUAAAUAUAAGCUAGUUUUAGUUUGUACGC